AUGCUCGGGCAACGCAAUUCUGCUCCGCAGCCUGCUUUGCUUCGUUCAAAUCCGGGUUUUUUCCAGAAGCAUCUUCGCUUUGUAACCAUGGGGAGGCCUGACCUGGACGCCAUGACCAUUGAGGAGCUGAAGGCCUAUCUGGAGUCCCUCCGCCAGAAGCGUCGCCAACAAGAGCAGAAGCAGCGGCAGAUCUUCCAGCGUGUUCUGCAAUCCUGGGUUAGCGACGCGGCGGACUAUUGGACGUGGGGAUGGUACAGCUUCUGCUGCGCUCCGGCAGAUCAUGUGCGCGAUGAUGACGUGGUGGUUUAG
Molecule: messenger RNA, 309 nt
Organism: Symbiodinium natans
Lineage: Eukaryota; Dinophyceae; Suessiales; Symbiodiniaceae
Source: the annotation of a GenBank genome assembly